Molecule: messenger RNA, 1238 nt
Organism: Calypte anna (Anna's hummingbird)
Lineage: Eukaryota; Metazoa; Chordata; Aves; Apodiformes; Trochilidae
Gene: NUDT7
Product: nudix hydrolase 7
Exons: 4
Coding region: 48-782 (244 amino acids)
Biological process (GO): coenzyme A catabolic process; nucleoside diphosphate metabolic process
Molecular function (GO): manganese ion binding; coenzyme A diphosphatase activity; acetyl-CoA hydrolase activity
Source: RefSeq, a predicted model, not a curated record
GAGGGCGGACGGGGCGGGUAAAGUCCCUCCAGGAGCCGGGUGUGUUUAUGAUGGCGUCUGCGGAAGCCGAGGCGGAGCUGGAGAGAGAGAGUCUGAAGGAGCAAGCCAGGCUGCGCUUGAGGGAGUUCGAUGUGGGGGACAAAUUCUCCCACCUGCCGCUGCGCAAAGCCUCCGUCCUGCUGCCGCUGCUGCUGAGGGGCGGGCAGCUGCACCUGCUGCUCACCCUCAGGUCCAUGCAGUUGAGAAGAUCACCAGGAGAAGUGUGUUUUCCAGGGGGUAAAAGAGAAGCAAUUGAUAAAGAUGAAAUUGCUACUGCUCUUCGAGAAGCUAAAGAAGAGGUGGGACUCCAGCCAGAGAAGGUGGAAGUCAUCUGUAGGCUUGUGCCUGGAAUUGAUAAAAUGAACCACUUGGUAACACCAGUUGUAGGAUUUAUAGAAGAUACAUUCCAGGCCACUCCUAAUCCCCAUGAAGUGAGUAAGGUUUUUGUUGUGCCACUGGAGUACUUUGUCAAGCCCAGAAAUUACAACACGUUGCCUUAUAAAACCCCCUCUGGUCGCUCAGGUCGGCUGCACUGCUUUAUAUAUGAUGACCAUGAACAUAAAAUGUCAUUCAAGAUAUGGGGACUUACUGCACAGUUUGCUGUAUUCCUUGCUCUUGUAAUUUUUGGAAAGAGACCUACCUUUGAAGUUGAUUAUGAUCUAGACAACUUAAUUUCAUCCUCUGAGAAUAACUUCAUGAGUUUAUAUGAAUCCUUAUAUGAAAGAAAGAAGAGUAAUCUAUGACAAACUAGUUUGGUAUUUAAUUCAUAUUGAAGGGGAAAAAACUUUUUGUUUAUUCCCUUUGUACCUAUUAUUUGCUUGAAUUUCACACUUGAAUUUCUUCUGAAUUGGGAACUUACUGAAAUUUAUUUUUAAAUUACAUGUUUAAUUUGACAAGCCCUAACUAGAUUAAUUUUUAAUUUGUUAUAGUGCUGCCAAAAGCACGUGAUUGACUUAAUAUUCCGCUUUGGAAGAUCUAUUUCAAUUUCUGCCUUUGUUUUGGGUGAUCUAAGAUGCUUUCUGUGGCUUGCCUUUUGUAUAAUGAGAUAAUACUAUUUUAUCUAAUUCUUGCCUUUUUGAAUUACAGUAUGAGAACUCAUGGGGCUGUGUAUCUUACUUUGUGCCAUGUGACAUAUGGACAACAAACUGUAUACAGUCUUGUGUGUGGUAUCUUUACUAAGCACAAUAAAAAUACAAAAA